AGAAAACAUGCCAGGUCCCAACACAACUUUAUAUGGCUAUGAAUAGGAAAGUUCUGGAGUUCCGUGAUUUUUCCGUUUCUCAUAAGUCGAUUGUGCCCUUCUCCUUGCUUUCAUUUCUUCUUCAGCUCCAAGCUAAAAUGGUGGACCCAAAAACUGAUAAGCUGGUGAGAAGGACGACUAUGGUGGCUACUGCUGUGGCUUCUUAUUUCCUCCUCACUGCAGAUUAUGGCACUGAACCAAGUGCUCUUGAUCCUAUAAAAAACGCAAUACUUUCAGCAGAGCGUUCUAUGAAGGACUUUAUCUUUGGAUCAAAGGACAGUGUUCAGAAAAAUGAAGCCGAGAAAGUCCCAAAUGUUACAGAGAAACACUGAAAGUUUUUAUUUUAUAACUAGCUAGCAUUGCUUAUACAAGAUUUUGGUUUGUUAGAUUUGGUGCCCAGAACUUUUAGCAUAACAACCUUGGUUCCUUUUUCACUUGUGCAGCAACUAAAUUAAACAUUAAAAAAAAUUCAGGUGCAUACAUAGGUAUAAGUAAUCUGCUAAGCAAAGGAUGUAAAAGGACACAUCCUUUAAGUGAUUGUUGUUGCACGAUAUCACUUACAUGAUGAAACUGUUCAAUUAUCC
Molecule: messenger RNA, 623 nt
Organism: Cuscuta epithymum
Lineage: Eukaryota; Viridiplantae; Streptophyta; Magnoliopsida; Solanales; Convolvulaceae
Source: the annotation of a GenBank genome assembly